Messenger RNA from Corvus hawaiiensis (hawaiian crow), 1845 nucleotides. RefSeq names its product adenosine deaminase like (gene MAPDA). Gene Ontology annotation, biological process: inosine biosynthetic process; adenosine catabolic process. Bases 46 to 1107 code for a protein of 353 amino acids. Gene Ontology annotation, molecular function: adenosine deaminase activity. NCBI's taxonomy places the organism in Eukaryota, Metazoa, Chordata, Aves, Passeriformes, Corvidae. The record is from RefSeq and is a predicted model, not a curated record. The transcript is spliced from 10 exons.
CCGCCGAGCCCGGCUCGUCCCGCCCCCUCCGGCACAGGCGCCGCCAUGGCGGCAGAGCGGGACUGCGAGCGGGAGCUGCGCUUCUACCGACGGCUGCCCAAAGCGGAACUCCAUGCUCAUUUGAAUGGCUGUAUCAGUUCUGCUACUAUGAAGAAACUUAUGGCCCAGAAGCCAAACCUUCAGAUCCAGAAUGGAAUGACUAUGAUUGACAAAGGAAAGAAAAGAACUUUAGAUGAAUGUUUUCAGAUGUUUCAGAUCAUCUAUCAGGUUACCACUAGGACCGAAGAUAUUUUACUGAUAACUAAAGAUGUCAUUAAAGAAUUUGCUGAUGAUGGUGUCAAGUAUCUAGAAUUGAGAAGCACUCCAAGAGAAGAAAAUUCCACAGGUAUGACCAAAAGGAUGUAUGUUGAAACUAUACUUGAAGGUAUAAAGCAGUGUCAAGAAGAGGGCUUAGAUAUAGAUGUAAGGUUGUUAAUAGCAAUAAACAGAAGAAGUGGCCCAGCAGUUGCUAAGCAGACUGUUAAACUUGCUGAAGAGUUCCUGCUUUCCAGUGAUGGGGUUGUAGUAGGACUUGACCUCAGUGGUGAUCCCACUGCUGGACAUGGUCAAGAUUUUUUGGAACCACUCUCAGAAGCAAAAAAUGCAGGUCUAAAGCUGGCACUGCAUCUUUCUGAGGUUCCAAAUCAAGAAGAGGAGACCAAGAUUCUCCUGGGCCUGCCUCCUGACAGAAUUGGACAUGGAACAUUCCUGAACUCUGCAGCACCAGGUUCAGAAGAGAUAGUGUCACUAGUUCAGCAGAAUCAUAUACCUAUUGAAUUUUGCAUGACAUCAAACAUAAAAUCUCAGACAGUGCCUUCCUGUGACAAGCACCAUUUUGGAUACUGGUACAGCAUGGGCCAUCCUGCAGUGCUUUGUACUGAUGAUAAAGGCGUCUUUGCAACUGAUCUAUCACAAGAAUAUGAGCUGGUUGCAAAAACAUUUAAUCUGACUCGAUCACAGAUGUGGGAUCUUUCCUGUGAAUCAAUCAACUAUAUUUUUGCUUCAAGUGCGGUAAAAUCAAAGCUAAGGGAACAAUGGUGUAAGCUGAAGCCAGCUCUGUUUGAUUAAUCAAACUGUUGUCCUAAAUAGCUUGGGUGUAUUAGUUGAGUUAAUAAGCUUUUUUUACUGAAGUCCCCAGCUUUAUUCAGACCUCAGGGUUUAAAACCCAGCCAUAAACUGCCUGUGCAAAAUGAAGACAACUGGAAUGCAUCCCGUUUUAGUGGGGACAGAAGUAAAUGUUCUUUUGUAGUUGGGAAGGGCUCUCAACCAGUGACUAAAAUGCCAAAUGUGUUGUCACCUUGUUUCUCUUGAGCUGAUAUGACAUUUAAAAAAAUACUUAGUUGAAAUACAUCAUCAUAAUAUAAACAUUUGCGAUCUGGAACAAAAUGAAGGCAGAGUUAUUGGUGUUUAAAAUAUCUCUGUUGGCAGCAUUCCGCCAAGCAGUUUGAAUGUGUGGUGUGUGUUUUUAGGUACGCAUUGUUUUCAGGUUUUGAACAGUUGAUUGAAUGUGAAGACAGAAACAAACUUGGGGAGAACGAAAUAUUUGUCCCAAGGAAUUAGGUAUUGUAUGUGGUUUUAUUGCUGUACAUGUAUGACUGAAGGUGCUGUGGAUUGACUAGCAUGUGGGGCUUUCUGCUGCUGCCCUGGGUACUGGUGGUGUGUAGGCAGGUAAGAAUCUUUUAUGCCUUCAGUAACUGAGCUGCUUGGCAAAGUGGUCUCAUUCUUAAAAUGCUUUUUAGAAUUGCUGUUUGUUGUGUUAAAUAAGCAAUAAAAAUAGCCACAAGCUCCAUGUUUUUGAAACCACCA